Molecule: messenger RNA, 2033 nt
Organism: Corythoichthys intestinalis (scribbled pipefish)
Lineage: Eukaryota; Metazoa; Chordata; Actinopteri; Syngnathiformes; Syngnathidae
Gene: atp23
Product: ATP23 metallopeptidase and ATP synthase assembly factor homolog
Exons: 6
Coding region: 120-809 (229 amino acids)
Biological process (GO): mitochondrial proton-transporting ATP synthase complex assembly; mitochondrial protein processing
Molecular function (GO): metalloendopeptidase activity
Source: RefSeq, a predicted model, not a curated record
CCUGUCAACCGACGCCGUCACGUGAUGUCACAACCCCGCAAUGACCUCUCCUGCUAGCUAACGCUGGCUAACCGGGAUAAACUACAUCAUUUCUUAACGAAGCCAGCUAAAUUUCAACAAUGGGGCAAACGAAACAAGAGGAAGGCUACGGAUAUGACUUAUUCCCCGAAAGAAACACGGGAAAAUACAAGAAGGGAUCCGUCGGAGAGAGUCUGUUCACUUUCAACCACAAGUGUCAGGUUAUGUUACAGUUAGCCGUGGAAACCAGUCCAUAUGCCAAACUACUCCUGAGUGCCAUGAAAAAUUCUGGAUGUCAAGUAUUUAAAGACCGCCAUUUUGCCUGCGAAGAUUGCGACGGAACCGUCAGCGGCGGCUUUGACGCAGCGACGUCCCAAAUUGUCCUAUGUCAGAACAACAUCCACCAGCAGUCCCACAUGAACCGAGUGGUCACGCACGAGCUCAUACAUGCUUUUGACCACUGUCGAGCCCACGUGGACUGGUUUAACAACUUUCGGCAUUUAGCGUGUUCAGAGAUUCGUGCCGCCAACCUCAGCGGCGAUUGCUCCUUCUCUAACGAACUGGCCAGAUUCCACUUCGGCGUGAAGCGACACCAACAGGAAUGCGUCCGAGGUCGCGCCCUCCGCUCAAUCCUAGCGGUGAGAAAAAUCAGCCGCGAGGAGGCGGAGAAAAUCGUCGACGAGGUGUUCGACUCGUGUUUCAACGACCACGCGCCGUUCGGACGAAUCCCGCACGGGAAGAAGGACGCCAAGUUCGCCUACAGGGAUUAUGAGAACGGAAAUCGGUAUUAACCAAAUCUUUAGUCGUUCUGAUGGAUUUUGUCGAUGCCGAUUUUUUUAUCCCUUUGAAAGGAUGGGACUUGUCCUUGGAACGUUUUCUGUCACAUUUUGGACAUUAAUUCUCUAUAAAGGGAUCAUCAAUAGUGAUUUUGGAAGCAAAUUAUCACUCUGUUGAAUAGGUUCAGCACUUUUAUUAAAGCCACACCAUAUGAAUUUAAGUCCCAAUUCUUGGAUUUCAAGACGAAAGUUUUCCAAAGUCUAGAACGAGCCUUGUUUUUGCUCGCCACUAAUGUUCUUGGUCCAAUCAUGCUGUAAAUGUCUUGGUCCAAUCAUGCUGUAAAUGUCAUUGAAAAAUCCCAUAUCCUUCCGAGCAGACUAAAAAAAAAAGUUAUCUGGCGGUAUUAGCCUCAUAAUCCUCCGCCGUGAUCCUUCUAUCUCAAAGACGACAUUCUCCGCAUUCUAAUUGCAAUGUCACUUGUGGGAGGAUUCCAAAUGGUGCUCUCGUUAGAAAAAAACAAAUCAUUUUUAUUUUGGGGAACUUAGAAGAUGACGACAAGCUCUUCCCAUGCAUUUGGAUUAGUUGACUAAACAACAGAUUUACAACUCGAAUGCUUGCUAUUAAUUACAUUCGUUUUAUUCGUAUGUCUUGUUAGGCAUUGUUUUGUUUUGUUUUUUAAAGCUUUGGGACCGUCGCGUCACAUUGAAGUAGCGUUAUUUACAAGUGUUGAAGUCGAUUCCUAUGUUAUUUAGUACUGAUUCAUGUCAUUUUGUCUCUUUUGUUCACUUUUUAAAGCUUGGAAGCUUUUUUUGUGUUGUGUCAAUGGAGGAUUUUCACGGUCUCUUAUUUUUCGUGUCCUGAUGUUUCUUUUGUUGUUGUUUUUUUUUUUUAUUACUCUGACCGAGUGCUUAAUUUGUAAAUCAUAAGGUGCUGUAACGCAAAGCAGAUAUGACAGCGCAGGGAUGACGAGACUGGCACAGGUCCCGGAACAUACGCAGAAAAUGGUGCUGAAAACAACACACAAAUAUCCACAUGCUGUGGGACUUACAAGCCUCAAUUUCAGAUAAUAUCCGUGGUAUAAAUGUUAAUGACAAUUUAGAAUUAUUUAGGCUAUACUCUGCACAGCACGGGCAAUUGCCCACAUCACCACAGGUGGGACUUACAGUAAGGUACAGUCUAACUUGUAAAACUACAAACAAAAAAAAUCUGAGAUUACAAUAAAUAACACAAACCCAUUA